CAGGUUCAAAAUGACAAAUGAUAUAUAUGUACGUAUAGACAGACAAUGUUUAGUGACUGGGCAGACAUAUUUUGAAAUUAUACAAAAAGAUAAUAUAGUCCUAUUUAAAAAAAAAAAACACCAGCGGCCACCCCCGGCCCGACUAUACCUUCAAGAUCAACAACAACGGCCCUGCUUAGUUAGUAAUUCAGGUCGCAGGCCUUUAUAAUUUUAGUCAUGCCUUUGGAUGGCCGAAAGUUAGUCGUACAACAUUAUGAGGUGUACCGGUAUGCCUCAUUUAGUCAGAAACCACAAAUGGUGUUAGUCAAGCCUGUCUUUUUACGAAAUACGAGUAAUGAAAAACCUUCGUUAGUCCACAGCUGAGUUAGUCGUGACAAGCUUUAUAGGCCCAGACUAACAAAGUUAGUACCUUGGUAAAACGGGAAUUUAAUCAUGGUUUUGUAACCAAUGUUUUUACACUUUCAUUAAACCACGGUUAAAACCAUGGUUAUAUAACAAUCAUUUUCAAACUAUCAUAAAACCAUGAUUAAAAUCAUGGUGUAUAACCGUCGUUUUCAACCUUGGUAAAACGCAAAUUUAACCAUGGUUUUGUAACCACUGUUUUUACACUUUCAUUAAACCACGGUUAAAACCUUGGUUAUAUAACCAUCAUUUUCAAACUAUCUUAAAACCAUGGUUAAAAUCAUGGUUUAUAACCGUCGUUUUCAACCUUGCUAAGACGAAUGUUUAACCAUGGUUUUGUAACCACUGUUUUGACACUUUCAUUAAACCACGGUUAAAACCAUGGUUAUAUAACCAUAAUUUUCAAACUAUCAUAAAACCAUGGUUAAAAUCAUGGUGUAUAACCGUCGUUUUCAACCAUGGUAAAACGGAAAUUUAACCAUGGUAUUGUAACCACUGUUUUUACGCUUUCAUAAAACCACGGUUAAAACCAUGGUUAUAUAACCAUAAUUUUCAAACUAUUAUAAAACCAUGGUUAAAAUCAUGGUGUAUAACCAUCGUUUUCAACCAUGGUAAAACGGAAAUUUAACCAUGGUAUUAAUUGUAACCACUGUUUUUACACUUUCAUUGAACCACGGAUAAAACCAUGGUUAUAUAACAAUCAUUUUCAAACUAUCAUAAAACAAUGGUUAAAAUCAUGGUGUAUAACCAUCGUUUUCAACCAUGGUAAAACGGAAAUUUAACCAUGGUAUUGUAACCACUGUUUUUACACUUUCAUUAAACCACGGUUAAAACCAUGGCUAUAUAACAAUCAUUUUCAAACUAUCAUAAAACCAUGGUUAAAAUCAUGGUGUAUAACCGUCGUUUUCAACCUUGGUAAAACGGAAAUUUAACCAUGGUUUUGUAACCACUGUUUUUACACUUUCAUUAAACCACGGUUAAAACCAUGGUUAUAUAACCAUCGUUUUCAAACUAUCUUAAAACCAUGGUUAAAAUCUUGGUUUAUAACCGUUGUUUUCAACCUACUGCGAUUACCGCGGUACUACUGCGGUACUACCACAGUACUACUGCGGUACAAUUGAAGUACUUGUAGUACCGCGGUACUACCGCGGUACUACCGUGGUACUUAUGCAGUAGUACCGCAGUACAAUUGAAGUACUUGUAGAACCGUGGUACUAUCGUGGUACUACCGUGGUACUUAUGCAGUAGUACCGCAGUACAAUUGAAGUACUUGUAGAACCGUGGUACUAUCGUGGUACUACCGUGGUACUUCCGUGGUACUUAUGCAGUAGUACCGCAGUACAAUUGAAGUACUUGUAGAACCGUGGUACUAUCGUGGUACUACCGUGGUACUCUUGCAAUAGUACCGCGGUACAAUUGAAGUACUUGUAGAACCGUGGUACUAUCGUGGUACUACCGUGGUACUACCGUGGUACUCCUAAUCACUAAAUAUGGCUCAGAAUAUGCUUAUUAUCUGUAUCAACAUCCAUUUUUACUAAAUAAACUGGUUUUUAACAUUACAAAUUGUGAUAGCCAACAAAUUCCUCAUGUAUUUCUUGGUUUUUAAUUUCUUAUGUAUUUGUUUGAUAUUAUAUUUUUUUUGUUUUUCUUUUUAUGGAAAAAAUAUUGAACAUUAUUCAACAACUUUUAGCCCCAAAUCAAAUGAUUGCAGUGAUGAAAAAGAAAAAUAAUGAGGGUUUUGACUAUUCUUUGAAAAAAAAAACAAUUCCCACAGGAUUUGUACACAAAUUUAUAUAGGCUAAUUAAUCUUUACAUGCAAUAUGGACAUUGAACAGUAAAAUCAUGCGAUGUAAUAUGUACGCGAUUGUUUGACAAUCGUGAUCACCUGAAGGACGCAUGCGCGUAUCUCGAAAAAUCACGUGACGCGCGUGCACCUUUUUUAUUGGAUCGUAGAAAGGCGCGCGCGAUCGUCUAUUUUUCAUUCAAGAUCUCAGCUUCACUAUGCCGCCACCAGCUUCAGACGAGUUCUUCUGUCUUUUUGAAUUUGAAAGCGAUGACAGCGUCGAAAUUGGACCAUUUUCUUGGAUAUUAGACACGGACAAGGAUGUGGAUCCUGAAAGCUAUGUCGAUCAAGCUGUUGAAGUUAUGUGGGUCAGUGGCAGCAAAACGGAGAAGUAUCGAGCAACAGUGCAGUGUUGGCUGUAAAUAGUAAGAUCCAAGGAUAAUCUCAUCAGAAAAAGGAACAAGAUGUGUGACGGGCAAUCAAUGGAGACUGAUAAGGAAACUGGGAGAGGGAAGAGAAAGAAGAAACCAACACGCACAUACAUGUAUUCAUCUUCGGAGUUGGAGACGGAUGAUGAGGAGCCUCAACCAAAAGAAACAAAGAAAUCAAAAUCAAAAAUUUCACAGUGCAAUGAGAUGGCCAGGGAUCUCAGGAAGCAAAUGUUUGGUGCCAAUGAAACGAAAAAAUCAAAUGGACGUACGGCAACGGGAAGUGGAACAAGUGGUGAGAUAAUUGACCUGAAAAAGCAGUUGGAGAAAUCAAGGAGAGAGACUGAGGAUCUGCAGGUGAAGCUGACUAAGGAGAAGGCAGUUAGGGAAAAGAUACAGCAACAGCUGUUGUUUUUGCAAGGAGUGCCUAAAUUCAUCGAAACCUUUAAAGGGUUCAUAGUGGAUAUGGAGGAGAUGUCGAGACUCAAGGCUGAUCAUGAAGAGAUGCACUGUCCAUCAGGAGGGUCAUCUACAUCAUCCUCGCCCGCUCGUUCCUCGCCCGCUCGUUCCUCCACCCAGUCCUCCACCCAAUCCUCGCCAUCAUCAGCACGACCACAGGUCAUGUCAAGUCAAAGUUCCCAGGAGUGUCAUCAUCGGAAAUCCGCAUCGUUAUGCGGAACAAAGUUGGCAACGAAAUUAAGUUGGCCAAACGUAGAUCUCAACCGAAAGAGAACCAAGCCAUAGAAAACCAAGCCAAAGAAUUAAACCAAGAACCACAAGAUGAGACCGAAUGAAGCACUUUGUCAAGAUGACUAAUUAAUUAAUAAUGAGCUAAGUCUUGUUACUUACUGAUUAUCCCCUGUUCACUGUCCAGAGGAGGCAAAUUUGCGCGACCUGCCACAUUCUUCGCACCAUUCAGUGACGAGGUCAGUAACAUGGGCCUGCCGAACACUGCCAGCAUCAGAGGACUUAACAAGCACAUGCAUAUUCUGUUCCAAAUAUAAUUUAGUAUGAUCAUCAUGAUGCGACCUAUCCGAGUAUGCCAUGUUUGGUACGUUUCUGGCACUUCUGAAUCGCCCGUCGCUCCUGUGUAUUUUUUUGGUUGAUUGGAAUAUGUUUUAGACCACAGGCAUUGCUAUAAUGCUUGCUACAGACCAACAUUAAAAAAAAUAAUAAUAAUGUUUUAAUAGGGGCCAGAGUUAUCCUUAUCUGAUAUAUUAAAGGUGCUCCUGCAUCGUUUAUCAUACACACAGUGCCAUCUUGCGCACAAACUAGCCUAGUUCAAAAUGGCGAUCUGUAGCGUAGCAUCCCAACGCUUGAUGAUCUUUAACAUUUCACCUGUUUCUAAAGCUAUUUUGAUAAAAAGCUCUUCAUGGGCCAUCACAUCAAUUCUAGGCAUGUAUUGUGUUUUCCGUCCAGCUGGUACUAAUAUAUUAAAUUUUAUGUUUUGGCAUGUGGAUAUCAAAUGACAGUGCGCACGCAUCAAUCAGUGUUCUUUGUUGGCACCCUUCUAAACAAAUAAGUGUCAAGAACUUUCUUGUUGAGUAAAUUUUGAUCUGAUAAGGAAACAAUUUGAGAUUUUUUUGUGCAAAAAAUGGCAUUUAUAUAUGAUCUACGGAUAAAAGCCCAAAUUCACCUUGAAGAAUGGAAUCAAAUCAGACUAACAAGAAACUACGUCUCUUGGAAGACAUCAAAAUUUAUAUGGGGAACCUAAAUUGCCUCAAACAUGCAUUAAAAUUUGAGACAUUUGGUAUUGUUAAUCUGGUCUUUAAACAAAAGCGAAUGGAAUUAAAAUUGCUUUUGUUAUGAUUUUGAAUGACGGGAAUAUACCAAAUUAUUUCAUGUUCCUGAUUGUUCCGUACUCUAUUUGCCAAAGAUAUUGCUGAAAUGUAUUCAUUGUGUGCUGAAAAAUAACUUUGAUAAUGUGUAUGCGUUUGACGCCAUUUAUUUAAGUGGCAAAUUUCCUCUCGUCCUUUAAAAACUUUGCCUUGUGCCAAAUAACAAAGUAUGCUCAUGUAACAUUUUAAAGGCAUUGUCUUCUAUAUGUGUACACAAUAUAUUUACCCUACUUAUUUGUUGUGUAAGGUCACAUUGAUAAAGUGCUGUAACAAAUAUUGUUAUAUUAUUGAUAGAUUAUCUGUAGUAGUUAUAAAAAAGUACUAAAGUAGAGAUGUUAGAUAUCUUCAUGUUUUUGUUGCAACUCAGUACAGAUGUUUUUAACUACAGUUUUGAGAUAUUAUUGAUAGAUUAUCUGCUACAAUUUCUACAUAUAUGAUUCAUUUAUUUAUUUAUGAUUCAUUAUUUUAAAUAAUCAUAUUUUACUUCUAUUUACUUACCUUGUCAAAGAUUUUCUUUGCUCUUCAUUACCUAUAAUAUAUAUUUAUGUUCAGUUUAAUUCUCCACUCAAUUCAAUCUUUAUUUGGAAAUAAAGAUUGAAUUGACUGUAUUAUUCGUGUUAAUUAUAUAUUCAAAAAGCUGCAUCACUUCGCCGUGAUCCCUCGCAUAGGCCUAUAAAGUUGAUUCUAUCCUUUGGGUUUAUGUCAGGUUUCUAUAGCUUCUGACCAUACGAGCAUUGAAAGUUAAGGGGUUUAUGGGACGAAUUAUCGACUAGGGCCGUCCAUAGCUCAGUCGGUAGAGCACCGGGCUAGCAAUCCGGAGGUCUCGGGUUCAAAUCCCGAUGGAACCCCAUUUUCUUUGCUCUUUAUUACCUAUAAUAUAUAUUUAUGGUCAGUUUAAUUCUCCGCUCAAUUCAAUCUUUAUUUGGAAAUAAAGAUUGAAUUGACUGUAUUAUUCGUGUUACUUGUCAAAGAUUGGAAGGAACUUGAUUGAUGUAUGUUUUUGUUCCAACUUGGAUACAAGUACGUGUUUUACAACUCAACAGUUCUUGAAAAUUUUAUAGACUUUAUAUGAAGCGUAAUCUCAACUUGCCUUUACCAUAAACAUUGUGCUCGAACCUAAAACUCGUUAGUCAUAGUAGUUAUAAAAAAGUACUAAAGUAGAGAUGUUAGAUAUCUACAUGUUUUUGUUGCAACUCAGUAGAGAUGUUUUUAACUACAGUUUUGAGAUAUUAUUGAUAGAUUAUCUGCUGCAAUUUCUACAUAUAUGAUGCAUGUGUUUAGUUUUAAUGGUUUUAAAUAAUCAUGUUUUACUUCUAUUUACUUACCUUGUCAAAGAUUGGAAGAUUUAUGUUUUUGUUGCAACUUUGAUACAAGUACGUGGACAGUGUUUUACAACUCAACAGUUCUUGGAAAUUGUAUAGACUUUUUAUAUGAAGCGUAAUCUCAACUUGCCUUCACCACAAACAUUGUGCGUGAACCUAAAACUCGUUAGUCAUAGUUGUUAUAAAAGUACUAAAGUAGAGAUGUUAGAUAUCUUUGUUUUUGUUGCAACUCGAGUACAGAUGAUUUUCACUACAGUUUUUAUCAUGUAAAAUAUUAAGCAUAUAACUUUAACUUGCCUUUACUUCAACCAACCAUUCAGCCAUUGUGUGUGCUAAAACUUCAGGAAUCCCGUUACCUCAACCAACCAUUUAGCCAUUGUGUGUGCCAAAACUUAGUCAUGUUAGUAAGAAAGUACAUGAUUACAGAUGUUAAAACAUAUAUAUAUAUAUAUAUAUAUAUAUACAUAUCUCAAAAUAAACUUUUAAUAAUAUUAA
Molecule: messenger RNA, 6268 nt
Organism: Lytechinus pictus (painted urchin)
Lineage: Eukaryota; Metazoa; Echinodermata; Echinoidea; Temnopleuroida; Toxopneustidae
Exons: 7
Coding region: 2650-3357 (235 amino acids)
Source: RefSeq, a predicted model, not a curated record